AUGAACAUUUUAUCCAACGGGAAAAGUCACGACUUUGGGGACGACACUUCGGUCCCAGUGAAGACACAGCUGGACGAGGAUCCAAAUGGCCUGUCGCCUGUCAGAUAUGAUGACCCUGAUGGAGCGUUGGAGAGUGCAGAGUUUUUACCCAGUGGUGAUGGAAAGAAGGCUACACGGUUCACAGAUUUUGAAGGAAAGACCUCUUUUGGUAUGUCCGUCUUUAACUUGGGAAAUGCCAUUAUGGGCAGUGGGAUCCUGGGACUGGCCUACGCCAUGGCGAACACAGGCAUUCUUCUCUUUCUAUUUCUUCUGACCGCUGUUGCUGCCCUGUCCUGUUACUCCAUCCACCUGCUGCUCAAGGCCUCCGGGGUUGUGGGAAUCAGAGCUUAUGAACAGCUGGGGUACAGAGCGUUUGGCACUCCAGGAAAAAUGGCCGCUGGGAUCGCAAUUACCCUGCAGAACAUCGGAGCCAUGUCCAGCUACCUGUAUAUUGUGAAAUCGGAGCUGCCUCUUGUGAUCCAGGCGUUCCUGAAGGCUGACCCCAACUUGGAUUUGUGGUACUUGAAUGGAAACUACCUGGUCAUUAUGGUGUCGGCCGGUAUCAUCCUGCCCCUCGCUCUCAUGAAGCAGCUGGGUUACCUCGGCUACACCAGUGGAUUUUCGCUGACCUGCAUGGUGUUUUUCCUCUCCGCUGUCACCUAUAAGAAGUUUCAGAUCCCCUGCCCAUUUGAGGAGUUCUCCAGUAACGGCACCUCCACGCACCACGCAGUAAAUGUCUCGGACGUAGUGAUGGACGACAGCCACUGCACCCCACAAAUGAUCACCAUCAACUCCCAGACGGCGUACACCAUCCCUAUCUUGGCUUUCGCUUUUGUCUGCCACCCUGAGGUCCUUCCCAUCUACACCGAGCUAAAAAACCCAUCAAAGCAGAAAAUGCAGAAAGUGUCCAACCUUUCCAUUCUUGUCAUGUACACGAUGUACUUCCUGGCUGCUCUGUUUGGCUACCUGACCUUUUAUGGCAAAGUGGAACCAGAGCUGCUGCACACAUACAGCCGCAUCGACCCGUACGACACCCUGAUCCUGUGUGUGCGAGUGGCUGUGCUCACGGCCGUCACACUGACCGUCCCCAUUGUACUGUUCCCUGUGCGCAGAGCCAUUCAGCAUAUGGCGUUUCCCACAAAGUCCUUUAACUGGAUCCGACACAUCGCCAUCGCUGUGGUGCUGCUCACCAUCAUCAACAUGCUCGUCAUCUUUGCUCCAAACAUCCUGGGAAUCUUUGGAUUCAUUGGUGCCACUUCUGCCCCAUGUCUGAUUUUCAUCUUUCCCGCCGUGUUCUACAUCCGCAUCGUCCCUAAAGACAAAGAACCGAUGACGUCUGUCCCAAAAAUACUGGCUGCGUGUUUUGCUGCACUGGGCGUUUCCUUUAUGGUGAUGAGUUUAAGUUUCAUUAUUAUGGACUGGACAACAGGAGCCAGUCGUGCUGCAGAUGUAGGUGCUUGGCUGAUCAAGAGGAUUUCAAACCCGCUGGUGGGUGUGGUCACAUGUUCUUGA
Molecule: messenger RNA, 1551 nt
Organism: Knipowitschia caucasica
Lineage: Eukaryota; Metazoa; Chordata; Actinopteri; Gobiiformes; Gobiidae
Source: the annotation of a GenBank genome assembly